AUGCCUCUCUUCAGAGACGAAAACUUCCUAGUGGUGCAUGCAGGCUCGGAGCACACACUAUUUCUCUUCGGAUUGCUGGAUUCGUUGACCACGCCCCAUUAUAAGAUCCCCACUGUGGUGUACUUGGAUGCUUCCACCAACCAGUAUAAGGGGUCCAAUCCAGAUGGAACAUACUCGGAAAUUAGACCCAUCCGCGGCUCGCGCAUUGUUGAUGUGGCUGCCUUCCAGGCAUUGUUGAAGUUUAUCUUGCAGACCAUCAUUGCCUCGCACCCAAUCCUCACCAUCAACCAGGUGCCAUUAUUGUUGAUUAUUCCGUCACUUUCUUACUCGAGAGCCGCCGUUGAACUGAUCUCCAAGUUUGUGUUUGAAGUGUUGGAGUUCACUGCGUUCAAUGUUUUGGAUUUGUCCAUUGCUGCUUCCAUUGGCUUGGGUGCCACGGGCUCAUCUUUGGUGGUCAACAUUGGCCACGAAUCCACCCAGAUCAUGCCGGUUAUUGCUGGAACUUGCAUCAAGUACGCUGGUGUGCGCUUGGAUGUGGGUGGUAAGACCAUUAACGAAGACUUGGCCAACUUGUUGCCCCAGUUGACCCAGGACCAGAUUGAAGCCUUAAAGACAUCGUCUAUCUUCGAAGUUCUCAACGGCCACGAGACGUCUUUCUACUCUAGUGCCGACUUGGCCGAGUCCAAGACGACGUCUGACGAUGAGUUUGACGUGGCCAAGAUUGUGACUGAGGAGAAUGGCGAGAAAAAGCUCUUAGAAGAAGAAGACGAGAAGGUGGAAACCAAGCCAAACAGUGAAUUGGAGCGUAACUCUUUUACAGAUGCUUCGGGUACAAAGCACUUCAUCGGCAAGGAGCGUUUCCAGGGAACCAGCCGACUUGUCGGAGCCCUUUCCGAGGGAAUCUUCGAGGCGUUGCAACAGGUUCCAGAUGUGGACAAGCGCCAGGAGUGCUAUGACAACCUCAUUUUCGUGGGCGGAACAUCGAACAUUGCAGGCUUGAAGCAGGCAGUGGUGAUCAAGCUCUGUGAGAACCACUUGACGAAACCUCCACCAUCGAAAAAGAAGUCUAAGAACGAGCUGACUGUCAACUCUGCUAUUGCUGCAUACCAACAAGCUGACGAAUCGGGAGAUACUAGUGGAGAGCCAAAUGGCGUUUUGCAGGUUCCUUCGUCCAUUAAAUUGGUCAAGCAUCCAGAAUACUUCCCGGAGUGGAAGAAGCCCAAGGAGAAGGGAGGAUCAUGGGCCGACGUAUACGUAUUGGGAGGAGAAAUUUACUCCAAGCAGAUUUUCGGUGCUAACUCCAAUCAUGGCGGUGAUACCUUCAUGGACACAGACGUCUACGAGGAAAAGGGACCCCAAGCUAUUUGGGAUGUCUCGUACUAA
Messenger RNA from Sungouiella intermedia, 1383 nucleotides. The record is from the annotation of a GenBank genome assembly. NCBI's taxonomy places the organism in Eukaryota, Fungi, Ascomycota, Pichiomycetes, Serinales, Metschnikowiaceae.